ACCAUAUAUAUAUAUAUACAGUAUAUAUAUAUUCAUAUAUAUAUAUAUAUAGUCGGCUGAAGUCAAAACAAGUUGGCUUGUGGGAUCAAAACAUUCACUGAAGUUCAAGAGUGGACUUUUGGGUGUUUAGAAUUAAAAUGAGAAAGAACUUCAUAAAAAUAACUUUUCAAAUUUUGGAUUUUAAAAGUUAAUGCAAAAUCUUCCAUUUUGCUUUUUUAAUAUCAUCAUUUAAAUCAGUGAGAAAGUUUGAGCCCUUUGCAAAUCCAAGUGAAACAUGUUCAACAGAGAGGACAAGAAAAAGCAUUUAACAUUGUUCUGUUUAAUCAAGUUUAACUGCAUUAAAUAAACAUUUCAUGUUCAAAAACAAGCACAGAAACACCACAGAAUGACCGAAAGAUUGAAGUCAUUUGAAAAGCAAAAGCUAAACUAAUUUCCAAGAGGCUCACGUGAGGUUGUCUGAUGUCCAGCAGAUGCAGGUUCCCCAGCAGUGGCAGUGGCUUGGGUGCUGGAAGACACAUGCAUGAGAAGCGUCUCCACUAAAGCCAUAGUUAGAGAGCUCUCCACAACCUCAAGCAGAACAGAUCUGAACAAGUGCUCAACUCUAUCACUUUAUAUAGAUUAUAAUAGUAUUUUCUUUGGCGCCAGCCCUGAAAAAAGUAAUGACAUGACAACAUUAUUGUCAAUUAUUUAUACCUGAAUAACAACACUGAAAAUACUAAUAGUCACUGGAUAGAAAAAAAGUGAAGAGUUAGAGAGCUUUGCGUUUAAGUCUCAUCAUGACAGUCGAUCAUUGUAACACUUUUAUGGACAUUAUUGUUCUUAUAUGGUGUGGACUGUGCUGCGCUGCAACAUAAUCUUGCCACGUUGUGUCUAUCUAUCUUGUUGACUAACAUUAAUAGGAAACUUUAGAACUAAAUGUACCAUACAACAAGCAUGACAUUUCUCUCAAUUUUGUAUAAGCCUGGAAGAAAUUGAGGCUAAAUCAUUUGGUGUCUCUCAGUAAUUUUAAAACACUGAUGCAUGCACUAGAAAAUGAUUUAGUGAUUUGCAAAUGCUUCUAAGGCUGUAUUUUUUAAUGAUAUUUUAUUGUGUGUAGUUUUGUUGUUUAUGUGUAUUUGUAUAACUGGGCCGCCUAUCUUGGCCAGGACACUUCUGUAAAAUAUAUUUUUAAUCUCAGUGAGGAUCUCUCCUGGUUAGUAAAGACUUGAUAAUUACUGGUAAUAAAUACCUUGUUUUUGACUAAAGUUCAUCCUUGAUUUUUUUACCUCUUGGCUCCAUCUGCUACUUUCCAAAGUAUUUAAGAACAAGACUAUACAACCUACGGCAAACCGGAAUUCAUGAUUGAUCUGAGAUAUAUUGUGAUGAUCUCUCUGACUAUGGCUUUAGUGCAGCCACUUUUCAUGCAUGUGUCCAUCACAGGAGCUUUAUUUGCUACUGUGCUGCUGUUUUUGGUUAUUUACCUGUUCUCCAUCAGCUCCAGCUCUCAGGAUGUGGGAAAAUAUCCCCCGGGACUCAAACCGUUGCCACUGCUGGGAAACCUGCACAUGCUCAACCUCAAGAAAACCUACAUGAGCCUUUGGGAGCUGUCAAAACAAUAUGGGUCGGUUUUCACGGUGCACUUUGGCCCCAAAAAAGUGGUGAUAUUGUCAGGAUACAAGGCUGUCAAACAGGCACUAGUGAACCUGUCAGAGGAGUUUGGAGACAGAGAUAUUACACCCAUAAUUCAUGAUUUCAACCAGGGAUUUGGGAUCUCGUUUUCCAAUGGUGAAAACUGGAGGGAAAUGAGACGCUUUGCUCUCGCAAACCUGCGAGACUUUGGAAUGGGCAAGAAAAGAAGUGAACAGAUUAUCACUGAAGAAACGCAAUAUUUAAAAGAGGAAUUUGAGGAGUUUGAAGGAAAACCAUUUGAUACAGCUCAGCCUGUAAACCUUGCAGUUUCAAACAUCAUCUCUACAAUUGUCUAUGGCAGCAGAUUUGAGUACAACAACACUGAGUUACAUCACAUGGUCAGACGAGCUUACACGACCAUGGAGAUGAUUGGAUCAGCAUCAGUUCAGAGAUCAAGUGAAUCAGCGACUCUGUUCCAUUCGGUGAAUCUUCAUUGUACAAUUAAUAACCUGUUUGCUGCUGGUACCGACACUAUGACUACAACACUGUGCUGGGGUCUUCUGCUCAUGGCCAAAUACCCUGAAAUACAAGGUACAACCAUGAGAUUGUGUGAUCGAGUAAUCGGUAGACGUCAGCCAGUGGUGGAAAACAGGAAGAACUUACCAUAUACAGACGCUGUGAUCCAUGAAACCCAGAGAUUUGCAAACAUAGUUUGUGUUGUUUUCAUUUGUGCCUCGGCUGACUUUACGUUCCUCACUGAACUCCUUUCCAGACAGUACAAGGGUCUUCAAUUCACUAAGGACAUUCAUUCCCAUGAUUCCAUCCAAUCCUUUCAUCUCCUGCGCAUCGGGGUUGGACUCUCAGUGAGGCGCACACAGUCUCUUUCAGGCCGCAGGGUUUGUCCUGGAGAGAGUUUGGCCAGGAUGGAGCUCUUUCUGUUCUUCACCUCCCUCCUUCAGCAUUUCCGCUUCACUCCUCCUCCAGGAGUGUCUGGAGAUGAGCUGGAUCGCAUAAACAUAAACGCCUUCAGUCUGUUUAAUCUUCAGUCACAUUUUGUUGAAAGACCAUCUCUUAGCUCUGAUGAAGUAGAAUUGAACAGGGAUACGGUAGUUAAGGUAAAGAUAGGGGGUAAUUGGUUCAAGGCUCUGGUUGAUUCCGGCUCAAGUCAAACCCUUGUCAGAAGUGAAUGUUUGGGGGAGCAGAGCAGUCUAAUACAGGGCAAGCUGAGGGUUCGCUGUAUCCAUGGCGACGUAAGAGAGUAUCCUGAAACUGAUCUUGUGGUUGAGAUUGAAAACCAGUCAUAUGUCUUGUCGGUUGGUAUUGUGGAACAGGCUCCCUAUCCAGUUAUUUUAGGCAGAGAUGUACCAAUAUUGGUAGACCUCUUGCAGUGUGACAAGGAGUUAGCUGAGAUGAGAGAAAAGAUGGACUUGCUGGUCGAGAUGGUACAGUUUAACAUGGCUGAGGCACAACAACGACAAAAAACUUGGUAUGACCGGUCAUCUAGAAAGAGGACAUUGGUCCCAGGUCAGAAGGUCUUGCUACUUCUCCCGACAUCGGACACCGGGUUGCUAGCCAAGUGGCAAGGGCCAUAUGAGGUACGACGGAAGGUGAGCCCUACCAACUAUGAGAUCUCUUUGCCUGAUCGUCGUAAAAAGUCUCAAGUCUUCCACAUUAACCUCUUAAGGUCUUGGCAUGAAAGCAAGGGGUCUUUGUCUGAUCAGCUAUGGGCAAGAGCGGUGGAGGAGGAAGAGGAACUGGAGGAGCAGUAUUUCCCCACUGGUCAAAAGUGUAAUCCGUAA
Molecule: messenger RNA, 3407 nt
Organism: Sinocyclocheilus rhinocerous
Lineage: Eukaryota; Metazoa; Chordata; Actinopteri; Cypriniformes; Cyprinidae
Product: cytochrome P450 2K1-like
Exons: 10
Coding region: 1338-3407 (689 amino acids)
Biological process (GO): proteolysis; xenobiotic metabolic process
Cellular component (GO): cytoplasm; intracellular membrane-bounded organelle
Molecular function (GO): iron ion binding; aspartic-type endopeptidase activity; heme binding
Source: RefSeq, a predicted model, not a curated record